GAAACAACACCUAACUAGUUCGUGUUCGUGGUUGUCGUUCUUGUACAAAACCAGGGGAUGGUUGCAAUGUCUAUUUCAGCAUCGUUCCUGAAGGGUGGUUCAUCUCAGUCUGUCGUGUUCUUCCUUGGCCUCUACAUGAUGGCCAUAGGAGCUGGUGGCAUCAAGCCGUGUGUCUCAUCUUUCGGCGCCGACCAGUUCGAUGACAGCAGCCCCGCUGAGAGGUUGAAGAAGUAUUCCUUCUUUAACUGGUUCUUCUUCGCGACCUACAUCGGCAGCUUCGUCUCGGGCACCGCAGUUGUGUGGGUGCAAGAUCACUACGGAUGGGCAGUUGGCCUCUGGCUCCCAACUCUGUUCAUUGCGUUGGCCAUUGCAAGCUUCUUGCUGGGAUCAAGUAAAUACAGGGUGCAAAAGCCUAUGGGGAGUCCAAUUGUAAGAGUUUUUCAGGUUAUAGUUGCAGCUAUCCAGAAAUGGAAUGCAGUUUUGCCGUAUGACGAUUCUCUUCUUCACGAACUCCCCGAGAAGACACCAAUGGCGGCGGAUAUCCAUAAAUUACAGCACACGCCUGUUCUCAGAUUCCUUGACAAGGCUGCAGUGAUCUCAUCAACUGAAGACCCGUCUGACUCUGAUCCGUGGCGGCUCUGCACCGUGACGCAAGUAGAAGAGCUGAAGGUGAUCAUCGGGAUGCUCCCCAUCUGGACCACCGGGAUCGUGUUCUUCGCGGUCCUCGCGCAGUUCUCCUCCACGUUCCUGGAGCAAGGGAGGUCGAUGAACAAGCUUGUCGGCGCGUUCGCCGUCCCGCCGGCGUCCCUGGCGUCGUUUGACGCCGUCAGCGUCCUCAUCUGGGUGCCUGUCUACGACCGGGUCCUCGUCCCAGCAGCCAGGCGGCUCACCGGAAGUGCUCGGGGCAUCUCGGAGCUGCAGCGCUAUGGCGCCGGCCUGCUCCUGUCGGUCCUGGUGAUGGUGGCCGCAGCGCUGGUCGAGACGCAGCGCCUGGCCCUGGCGAGCGCGCACGGCGAGGGCCAGUCGUCGAUGAGCAUCCUGUGGCAGGUCCCGCAGUACUUCCUGGUGGGCGCCAGCGUCGUGUUCACGUGCGUCGGGCAGACGGAGUUCUUCUACAACGAGGCGCCGCCGUCCAUGCGGAGCCUGUGCUCGGCGCUGGCGCUGCUGACGGUGGCGCUCGGGAGCUACGUGAGCUCGCUCGUGGUGACCGCGGUGGCGUGGCUCACGACGAGGGGCGGCGGGCCCGGGUGGAUACCCGAUGACCUCAACGACGGCCAUCUCGAGCGCUUCUUUUGGCUCCUCGCGGCGAUGAGCACGCUCAACCUGGCGGUUUUCGUGUACUGCGCUACGCAGUACAAGCGCAAGACUGUUUCCUGAAUUUUUCUGGAUUGCAACUUUGCAAGCCUACGUAGUCCGUAUUUUGUGACCUCGAAUUGAUGUUAAUAAUUUUGUGGUGGCCAUGAGGCCACGGCACUGUAAUAUUCAAUAAGACGGCUUAGUUAGAUGUAUUCUGCAGAGUGAAGAACGGUGUGGUUAGCAUGAAACAACUAAAAGUUAUGAUCCAAUGAUAGUUAAAG
This is a messenger RNA of Panicum hallii, 1577 nucleotides long. RefSeq names its product protein NRT1/ PTR FAMILY 8.3-like. Gene Ontology annotation, biological process: transmembrane transport. NCBI's taxonomy places the organism in Eukaryota, Viridiplantae, Streptophyta, Magnoliopsida, Poales, Poaceae. Gene Ontology annotation, molecular function: transmembrane transporter activity. The transcript is spliced from 2 exons. Bases 58 to 1377 code for a protein of 439 amino acids. The record is from RefSeq and is a predicted model, not a curated record. Gene Ontology annotation, cellular component: membrane.